AAUAAUCCCUGAAAUUAGCCGACAUGACCAACGGUUACUUUCUACUUAUAAAUCAACAGUACAAAGAAUCGAUAACGGCUGGAUGGACGUGAUUCAUUUACAUAGUCACGAAAUAAGAGUAUUUCGCUUUGAUUGAAUUAAUUAUGCCUUCUCGAGGCGAAGAUAUACUUAAGGGCUUCCAGGUUAAUUGGAUGAAUUUACGAGAUGCUGAUAAUGGCAAAAUAUUAUGGCAAGGUAACGAAGAUUUGUCUGUACCUGAGGUCGAACAUGAAGCAAGAGUACCUAAAAGAAUUUUAAAGUGUCGUGCAAUAUCACGAGAAAUUAAUUUUAGUUCUGCAGAACCAAUGGAAAGGUUUAGGUUAGAACAGAAAGUGUUGUUUAAAGGCAGAUGCUUAGAGGAAUGGUUCUUUGAAUUUGGAUUUGUUAUACCUAACAGUACUAAUACGUGGCAAAGUUUAAUUCAAGCUGCUCCAGAAAGUCAAAUGAUGCCUGCUAACAUCUUAAAUGGGAAUGUUGUGAUAGAGACAAAAUUUUUCGACGAUGAUCUAUUAGUCUCUACCAGCAAGGUUCGCCUUUUUUACGUCUAAAUGUUUUAUUCUACUUUAACGAUAUGACGUGGGUCCAACUAAUGUGUUUCAACGUGCACACAUGAGAUGGAGUACUGAAGAUGAUAAUAAUCUUAAACAAAGUUCAUAUUGAACAUUUUACUUCAUGCACCUACUGUGAUACGCACUGUGCUAAAUAUAUUUUCUCACAUUUUCAUGAGUAAAACAAAUGGCACUAUAUUUCAGUUUUAUAUAAGCUAAAAAAGUGUUACUAUAGUAAUAUUUAAGAUGUGCACUUUUAAGGCACAAUACACCUUUAUUUAAGUAUAAAUGGAUGUAGCAGAUUUUGUACAUAUUGUAAUACACUACACUGUUCCAAUAAAAAGAUGUAUAAAA
Messenger RNA from Bombus huntii, 941 nucleotides. It is a transcript of the gene PrBP, whose product is annotated as retinal rod rhodopsin-sensitive cGMP 3',5'-cyclic phosphodiesterase subunit delta. Lineage: Eukaryota; Metazoa; Arthropoda; Insecta; Hymenoptera; Apidae. Gene Ontology annotation, biological process: sensory perception of light stimulus. The coding region runs from base 144 to 587 and encodes 147 amino acids. Gene Ontology annotation, cellular component: cytoplasm. The record is from RefSeq and is a predicted model, not a curated record. The transcript is spliced from 4 exons.